AAUCAAGGUAUAUAAGGAGGUUUGUUGGAGUUCUUAGUAUGUUCCCACCAGCAUAAGACUGAAAAUGACUUCCCUGCGAUUCACUGCUGUCCUGAGCAUCUUCUGCUGCUUUCUCGCUUUUGGAAACACAGCUGAGGUAGGCCCGAGAAUGCUACCGAUUGACAAGUCAAAUUCAUCAAACUGGGCACAUUGUGGACCCAAGAAUGACCUUGUCAUCAAAAAUCUUAACUUCCCAAAUACCAUUUACGUACCUGGAUCCGUCACAGUCUCUCUGUUGGGUGAACUGAAGGUGCCAAUAGAAGCUCCUCUCCGAAUUGAGGUUCAAGUGAAGAAAAGGGCCGUCUGGUUUUGGAUGAAAGUGCCUUGUUUGUUUAAGUAUGGCAGUUGUACCUACCGUAACAUUUGUGAGAAACUGAAUAAGGUCUUUCCAGGAAAUUCUUGCCCAUCCCGAAUUGUGUCAUAUGGAGGGUCCUGCCGCUGCCCCAUCAAACCAGGUGUGCUGAAUGUUCCUCCAACUACUUUUCACAUCCCAAAAGUGAGACUUCCUAGCUUUCUAGCUGGUGGCACUUACAAAGUCCAAAUCAAAGCUAUUAGUGGGAAGAAGGAGAUUGUCUGUUUUCAGACUACAGUUUCAAUGAAAUUAAAAUAGUCAUGUGUGUGUGGGGGGUUAAUAAUAACAUGGAAAACCGUCUGUCUGCAUGAAUAAAUCUAUGAGCUAAUCAAUGAAGCGUCAUACUGUUUAAAUGACACAAUGUAUAAAAAAAUUAAAAUGUAUGAAUAAAAGCAAUGUCAUUGGCAAGCAACAUCAACUGAGGUAAUUUAUUAAAUGAAAAAAAGCCUUUGAGACAUUGACUAUACAUCAAAAAGUCUAACUCGGGCUUCAUAUGUGUUGUCAUUCUACUGAAACCAAAACUGUGGUCCUGCUGCCUCUGACAAUGUUAAAUGUCAAAACAAGUGGCUUUAAACUCUGCAUAUUAUACUGACUGGCAGAAUAAAGACAAAUGCUUGAGCAAGACAAUGUGUUAUUAGAUUCUUUUACAUAUUUUCAUUAUCUCUCGGCAAGAGGAUUUAAUCAUUAAAAAGUUCCUGAAAAUACAGUAUUCAAAAAUCAAUGCGUGCAUUUUAAUUCAGGUUUUCGAAAGGAUCCAGGCAAAUUGUGGGAGCAAACUAAUGUGUUAUACAUUAUCAGAAAGCUACUUAAUCCCAGCAAGAGGCACAAAAACUGUAGACAGGUCUACAAAUACACAGGCAUAUAGUACAGGGGUAAUUUAAAGACACGGAUCAAUAUACAUUUAGCAGCAUGUCUUUGUGAGGUAGCAGGGGAACCCACAAAAAACUGAGGAGAGCACAGUCUAGAAUUUAAAUUUCUUGUUUUACAAUCUCUCCAGUGUACUCUGGAAAAUUAUAGUACAUGUCACUUGCAAACAUUUACUGUAUGUGGGGUUAUUGUUUUGUUGUGUUGCAGUAAGCUUUAUAUAAGAUCAUAACACACUUACUGUACAUACUGGAUUGUCAAAAUAUGUUAGGCACCCAUUCCUGGCACAAAAUCCCAAGAAUGAUGUUAUAGAAAAGAAUUAAUUGAGUAAUGACAAGGUGGUUAGUGUCCCUGCAUCAGAAUUCAGAGGUUCUUGUAGCCUUGGGCAUAAGUGUUUGGGGAAAUUGCAUGUUCUCAUAAUUGUGUUAUUUUUUGCCAGGUGCUCCUGUUUGUGUAACAUUCUAGAUUUUAAUCUCAAUGAACGUGGUUUUACAAUAAAGGUUGGAAAAUA
This is a messenger RNA of Lepisosteus oculatus (spotted gar), 1766 nucleotides long. Its product is annotated as ganglioside GM2 activator-like. Gene Ontology annotation, molecular function: lipid carrier activity; enzyme activator activity. The record is from RefSeq and is a predicted model, not a curated record. Gene Ontology annotation, biological process: lipid transport; ganglioside catabolic process. Lineage: Eukaryota; Metazoa; Chordata; Actinopteri; Semionotiformes; Lepisosteidae. Gene Ontology annotation, cellular component: cytoplasmic side of plasma membrane.